AUGCCAGCUUCCAUCAAAGACCAAGCCGCUUUCGAAAAUGCCAUAAAAUCCCCUGAAGUUUCAGUCAUUCAUUUCCAAGCAGACUGGGCUGACCAAUGCGCUCAAGUUAACGAAGUCCUCGAUGCUUUAUCCAAACAACCAGAUUAUGCCAAAAUUCACUUCUACACUUGCCCAGCUGAAGAAUUGAGCGAAAUAUCAUUGAAAUACAACAUUGAAGCCGUUCCAACUGUCCUCUUUUUUCAAUCCAAUCGAAACAUAGAUAAAGUAGACGGGGCGGAUGCCACUAAAAUUACUGAAAAAGUUAAAUUGUACAGUAACAAUGCAACUGUAAGCCUCGAGGACAGGCUGAAGGCUCUUAUUAAUAAAUCCAAAGUAAUGCUGUUUAUGAAGGGGGAUAGAGUUACGCCUAGAUGUGGAUUUAGUAGGACUAUUAUUGAAAUUUUAAAUAAUGCAGGGUAA
Ceutorhynchus assimilis (cabbage seed weevil) is the source of this 459-nucleotide messenger RNA. The record is from the annotation of a GenBank genome assembly. Lineage: Eukaryota; Metazoa; Arthropoda; Insecta; Coleoptera; Curculionidae.